AUAGCACUAUCUUCAUAUUCCAUGCGUGCAUUUGGAUCACUGCUGCACAAAUCUUCCCACUCCUUCACUCUUCAAAGUAAAUUCCUCCCCAACACCCAGAAAUUCAGAAUUCCAGAAUUUUUUUUGUUCAUUUUUCCUGAAAAAAUCAGCUUCUCCCUAGACAUGUGGGUCUUGAAUACAUCGAGGUCAUAUGAUUUAGGUCUGCAUCUUUGGAUGCAACACAGCCUUGUCGUCGAUUCUCAGUCCGAAGUCAUCUCAUAUAAAUUUUAAAGGUAUAAUACUGUUCAAUUCUAUAACAUGAACAUGGUCCGAUGAAAUAAUUAUGUGUUCUAGAGAAGAAAACGUUGGGUGUAGUGAAUUUAUUAGGCUUGAAGGUGGGAGCAAGAUUGAAACCGAAGGUAAAGGAGAGAGGUUAAUAUCGGAAAAAGGGAAUCAAGUCAAUCAACUGAAGGGAAACGUUGCCUGCGCAAACGUUUCAAUUCAGCUAUUGUUUUCUAGUUCCAGCUCAAAUCAGUUCUUUAUCCAAACACCUUUAAUUGUGUAUUACUUGACUGGAAUUCAGCUCAUAAUCAGCUGAAAUGGUCUGCCAAACAAAGCCUUAGUUUGAUCCGUCUUAUGAUUUACGUGGAUGUAAAUCGGAGGAAGAGAGCGUGGGGCUGGCUUGCAAGUGAUAAUGAAGGGAACUUCAUCAGCGGAGGCAGUGAGACUCGGGCAGCUGACUGGUCAGCGGCUAUUAUAGAAGCAGUCGGGAUAAGAGAGGUGAUAUCCUGGCUAAAGAGCAAGGUUAGUCCCAUGUCGAAAUUGAAACAAAUGCACUGCCUGAUACCUCCAGGCUCUUGGGAGGUUGUGAGAAUUCUUAUUUGGAUAUCGUCGUGGAAGAUGUAAGACACCUACUUCAAUCUGAAGUAGUUUUAUUGUCAAACAUGGUAGACGAUCCGCGAAUCGGGCAGUCCAUACACUUGCUAAGGCAGUCGUUUCUAAUGUGGGUGGCAGAAUAAUUUUUCAUUUUUUACCGUCCAAGCGCCCCCCACGCCCCGACCCGACAGAACACAUGGGAGGAUGUAAGUUACGGUGACUCAGUCAGCAGAGUGACAGUAGGCCUUUUGAAUCAUGGUUUCAUGGGAUUAUUUACCAUUUUGUCUUGUUUUUCUGGGUGUAGAUUAUCUUGAUUGAUUUGAUUCUACAUAAAAGAAAAGCUUAUAGGCACUUGUUCUACAAUACGUUUACUCGAGAGAAACUUAAUUUUGAGGUAUGUUUUAACUGAAUCCAUCCCCAGUUAACGGGCGCACCAGAGGCCCAGCCUUAUUUCAGGUUUUGUGACCUUCACCCGGUCGCUGCGGGGAUUCGAACCUUGGUCAUAGUUCCAAUUUUCCCACCACUCGAGCAGCUGAGCUACUCGUGCGGGUACCGUCUAACAUUUGUAGCCAUGUGGCCAACGACUUAUUUAAUUAAUAAUAGCUAUUUUUAAUUCCCAAAAAAGUCUGAUUUGAUUUUUUAAGUGUGUGACUAAAAAAAGUAAGACCAUUUUUAGCAUGUUUUACUUCUAUUUUAAUUUGCUGGUCUGAUCGAUCUGGUCUGAACUGGUCUGGUAAUGUCUAGUCUGUUUUUAUAAUUAUGCAAGUAUGAUUGAUUUGGUUUGAUCCUUCACGCCCAACUAAAAACAUCCUUGCAUCUAAUUAGAACCGGAAGAACUAAAGAGAGGAAACGCCGACUGCCGCUGCCGGAGCUCAGUCUACUGUUGUCGGUUGCAUCCUCGGUCGAUCUACAGACAGAAGUAAAAAGUCGGAGAGCGAUUAGUUUACUUCUUUUUCUGGUAAACAUUAUGGACAAAGAUGGAAAAUUUCGAUGCGUCGAGUGUGGAUCAUCAAUUAACUCUCUCUACAUCCAAUACUCUCCCGGCAACAUACGUCUCAUGAAAUGCGAGAACUGUAAAGCUGUCGCCGACGAGUACAUUGAAUGCGAAAUCAUGAUUAUCUUGAUUGAUUUGAUUCUACAUAAAAGAAAAGCUUAUAGGCACUUGUUCUACAAUAUGUUUACUCGAGAGAAACUUAAUUUUGAGGGAUUAUUAUGGAAAUCACUACUGGUAUUCCUUCUCUUGGAUUCUUAAUGAUGAUCCUAUGCACUAGUCCUAAGGAGAGGAUCUGGCCUACAACCUUUGCUUCACUGGCCUCCAUCUAUGGAAAGGUUCUGUUUGGAGUCAUCUUUGGGAACCUGGUUUUUCUUGGAACAUUACUAUUUGGCGCAAUGAGCUUUCUGGAAUCAACUGUUAGAAAUUUUGGGUAUAGGUCUGUACUGCUUGCAAUCCUUGUCUCGAGUUACUUAAAGAUCUUCCUUGUGGCCAUGAUGGUAUGGGAAUUUCCUCCUGCUGUUAUUUUUGUUGUUGACAUGCUUGUCUUCUCAUCCAAUACAUUAGCAUUAACUGUUCUUACAGACAAAGACACGACUCAUUGCCUAUGGAUCUGCUUGGCUGCACAAAUGAUGAAGUUAUUCAUGGAGCACAGCCUCAUAGGAUUUCCAACUCUCUCCCAGUUCUAUUAAUCUCUCGUGAAGUUAUUUUGACUUGCAAACUUCAAUUCAUGCUAAAACAUGGAACUGGCUUUAGAGCCUUAGAGGCAC
Messenger RNA from Cuscuta epithymum, 2616 nucleotides. The record is from the annotation of a GenBank genome assembly. Lineage: Eukaryota; Viridiplantae; Streptophyta; Magnoliopsida; Solanales; Convolvulaceae.